Messenger RNA from Chanos chanos (milkfish), 891 nucleotides. RefSeq names its product opticin (gene optc). Gene Ontology annotation, cellular component: extracellular matrix. Gene Ontology annotation, biological process: bone development; articular cartilage development. The record is from RefSeq and is a predicted model, not a curated record. The transcript is spliced from 6 exons. Gene Ontology annotation, molecular function: protein binding. The coding region runs from base 172 to 891 and encodes 239 amino acids. NCBI's taxonomy places the organism in Eukaryota, Metazoa, Chordata, Actinopteri, Gonorynchiformes, Chanidae.
CCUGCUUCAUACGACCUGGAAAACUAUGACCUGGACACAGAGACAUGGGAUCUGAACUCUUAUGGAGAGACUUAUGAUUAUGAUGACCUGGAGGAGGAGAUUGAGGUGGGAACAGUGGCAGUGGCUUCUCAGCCCCCUGAUGUAGACCAACCCACUGACUCUGCAGAGGAGAUGGUACUUCCACCCGAUCCAACCAAGGCCCCAGUCAUGCCCACCCUGGACUUUGCUGGCCCUGGGCUCUUUGGACCUGAGACAGGACUUGGUAUGCCCACCUGUUUACUAUGUGUAUGUCUUAGUGGGAGUGUUUACUGUGAUGAUGCUGACCUGACCCAAAUCCCUCCACUGCCUAAAGAAACCACUCAUUUUUAUGGCCGUUUUAAUAAGAUCAAAGAGGUGAAGGCCACAGACUUCAGGAACCUGAACCAGCUGAAGAGGAUCGAUCUGACGGGGAACCAGAUCUCCAAGGUGGAUGAAGAUGCCUUCCGCUCCCUGCCCCAGCUCCAGGACCUGCUGCUGGCUGACAACAGAAUACAAGCCCUGCCUGAACUCCCGGUCACCCUGAGACACAUUGACGUCCGCAACAACCAGCUGAAGAGCGCUGGCAUACAUGAAGAGGGCUUCAAGGAACUUAAUCAGUUGGAGUUCCUGUACCUUUCCAAUAACCAACUGGAUUACAUCCCCACCCCACUGCCUGAGAGUCUGCGGGCUCUUCACUUACAGAACAACAACAUCCAGAGUCUGCACCAGGACACCUUCUGCAACAAGCACGACAUCAAUUAUGUGCGGCACGCUCUGGAGGACAUCCGUCUGGACGCAAACCCCAUUGAUAUUAACCUGUACGCCAGGGCCUAUAUCUGCCUGCCACGCCUGCCCGUAGGCGGCGCUCACUGA